AUGGCCGGAAAAAACUUAAAUCAAGGUUUAAUUCAAAUUUCUGACUCUAACAAUGAAAAUAACUUAUUAGUUGCUGAAAAUAGUUUAGCUCAACAAUCACGCCAACGAUUUGAAAAUAAUGACAGAAAGAGCAUUUGUUGGGAGUAUUUUGAACCAUUUAAAGUUCCGAAGCGUGGAGAGAUAACAAAAUGUACUAUUGAUGGAUGUAAUACGAAAUACUUAUGGCGCGGAUCCACUUCUAACCUUGUUGGUCAUCUUAAAACUAAGCAUGGUAUAAUAUCCACAACAACUAUUCAACCACCAUUAACAAACAAUAACUCUAGAAACCUUGAAUUAGAAGUUAACUUACCAGUAAUUAAGUUUAUUGUUUCCUCCGUAUUACCUCUUAACAUUGUUGAUAAUUUAAAGUCUUCUGGGCUCGUUAAUCAACAAAUUACUUCUAAUAUUAUAGAAAAACAAAUAGACCAAGUGUAUGAUCGGUUAUUCUCUCAACUGAAGUCAAAAAUCCAGCAGGCAAAAUCUGUCAUGCUCUCUAUUAGCAAUAAUUAUCAUGAUUAUAUUACAAUCACUUAUGAUUGGUUAACAGAGAAUUUCGAAUUUCGUAAAAUCCUUUUGCAUGUGAAUAAAUUGGAUUCCCUGAAUGGAGAUACACUUGCUCAUGCUAUACUCGAGGCUUUAAUUAAGUGGGAACUAACUAACUUGAAGUUCAUUAGUUGUAACCUGAUAGAAUAUGAUUUUAUUGAUAAUUAUUAUAUGUAUGAUGUAAAUGGAAAAAAUGAAGAUAUUAGUAUAUGUAUGAUCGGGGGUAGUGGCGAUGAUUUAAUAAGACAUAGUUUAAAAAGAUGGGCCGAAGAAAAUAGCAAUACGCAAGAAAUGUCUAACAUUAUCACUGCUGUUGUGAAUGCUAUCGAUAAAUUUUGUUCAGUAAUAGAAUUUUUAAAGGACAAUAGAGUGCAAAGAAUAAUAAAUGGUGUCCAAAUUGCGGAAAAAAUUAGUUGCGAUUGCAAUUAUCAUAAAAUAGAAUUUCUUACAUUAAUAAUGAAACCUUUCAAACAAUUAAUUAAUAAUUAUAGUAAUAGCAAUGAUAACUUUAUUAGAGAAAAUGUAGGCAAGUUUAAAAACCUUUUAUUAGAUAAAUUGCCAUUUAGCAUAUUCUUUCCUGAAUUAUUACGAUUGUUUAAACCUUUGGAGCAUAUUAAAGUCGUUACUAUGAGAAAACUUAGAGAUAUGUUAGUUAAUGCAUCUAAUAUUUUUAACGAGAUUUCUCAGUAUGUGGUGACUAUGACUUAUCAGCAUUAUUGGGAACUUGAGAUCCUCAAAUCGUUUCUGAAAUUUUUAAUUAAUUCAUAUCUGGACAUCCACCAGAAGAUAGGUUUGUUUUUAGAUCCACAUUCGAAAUCAAUUUUCAUUAAUGAUGAGGAUGUUAAAAAGCUUGUGCUAGAUGAAUGUCAAGAUUAUUACUCGAAAACUGACAAUAAUUCAAUGCAAGACUUAGCAAAUGAAGAAUUAGAACGCUAUAAUAAGCUUUCACAAGUUAUAAUUAAAGAAAACGAUCCGUGUGAAUGGUGGCAGAAGUCGAAACAUCUAUAUCCUGGGCUAGCGACGCUUGCGAUAAAAUACUUGCCUUUACUAAAAUUAGAUGACGAAGAAGUUCCUUUAAAAAAUCCGGAUAAAUUUAUAGACGUUUAUAAGAAUGAUGAAAUAAUUGAUAAGAUGACAUUUUUACAAUAUAAUAUGAA
This is a messenger RNA of Dentiscutata erythropus, 1739 nucleotides long. The record is from the annotation of a GenBank genome assembly. NCBI's taxonomy places the organism in Eukaryota, Fungi, Glomeromycota, Glomeromycetes, Diversisporales, Gigasporaceae.